AUGAAAAUACCAGAGACUGGAAAUGUUGGAGCAUAUUAUGGCAAUGAAGAACAUGGACAGUGGCAGCCAAAUGGUGUGAUCAUAGAUAACGGAGUGGGUGGUGGGAUUGUUGGUAGUGGAGACGCAGGUGUACUAAGACCACCUGCACCUGUAUACCCUGUGCACAUGCCAAGAGGGGGCCCAAUGAGCGGUGAGUGUAUGAUAGUCCACUGGGGCAUGGGACAGAAUAUGUACUCAAGUGAGUGCGGUUACAUGAUGGGUGGUGGUUACUAUGGUGCAGCAGGUCCAGGGUAUCCACCUGAUGACUUUUCUGACUACAUGUGGAUGGAAAAUGAAGAAGAGUUUGACAAACAGGUGAUGCAACAGUUGGAAGAAGAGGCGCUAAUGGAGCAAUGCAUAGAAGCUAUGUUAGAAGACGAACAGCGAGAAAGACGUGCCGCAAGGGACAAUGGACACGGCUCUACCACAAGCAACAGUUCAACUCCUGUGUCCCUUCAAGAAGCCAUCUCAAAGUCUACCCUUAAUCCCUUAGCUGCUGAGUUUGUGCCAGGAAGGGCUUGUCCACCACCAGAAGAGAGAUCAGAUCCACCAGAAUCAAAGGAGCUACCCAAGGAAGACACACAGACCACUGAACCAGAAAGUACAGAUGCUCAGAUUACAGAUGAAAAAGAGUCAACACCACAAACAGAACCUCCAGAAGUGAGUGCAGCAGAUGUUCAACCAAUCGAAGACGACAAGAAAUCAAAAGAAAAACCUAAAUCAAAGUCUGACAAGAAGAAGCCAGAAGUUAAACCAAAAGCAAAAGUUGACAAUAAAGUAAAAAAAGACCCCAAACUUAAAACUGUACAAAGUGAUGUGAAAGCUGCCCCCAGUGAAAGUGUUAAGAAUGAAAUUAAAAGUGUUCACAGCGAGAAAUGUGUCAAAAGUGAAGUGCAAAGUGAAGAUAACCAGAGCAUAGAGGUUGUUAAGCAAUCAUCCCAACCACCAUCCGACGAGCCUUCAUCUGGAUUCAAACCCGUAAACUACGCAGCAGCUGCUAAGGCCAACAAGCCCAAGAAAGCCACUACGCCUCCUGCCUCACUCCCCGAGAAGACCAUACCACCCAAAACUGAAAAACCAAAAGAUAAAAACCCACCAAAAACCACAGCCCCAAAAGUAAAAACUGACAAACCGGCUGUCAAAGUUGACAAACCGAUCCAAAGGAAGAAUUCAACUAAAUAA
Pieris macdunnoughi is the source of this 1221-nucleotide messenger RNA. NCBI's taxonomy places the organism in Eukaryota, Metazoa, Arthropoda, Insecta, Lepidoptera, Pieridae. The record is from the annotation of a GenBank genome assembly.